GAUAUGAGAAGCUUAUCAUUUAAUCAAAUAUAAGUUGCAUAAUGAUUAGGUUGCUACGAGUGUACUGAUGUAGCCUAUGUGUAAUGCACGUAACAUUCCGGCAACUUUGUGAAAAAAACAUUUAUAUGGGAGUUGUUGUUCACAGGCGUACCUGCCCUCUCAUUGGCUAGAAUGUUCCCACCUGAUCGCGCAUCCUCCCGCCUGCUUUUAGCCUUUGCGGACAUGUAUUUCCAUCGUUAGAGCGGUCAGUCAACCAUCUUGUCAAUAUAAUUGAUCCUCUUUGCCUUACAUUCAUUGUCUGUAAGACGCUGGGGAAGAAGAGCGCGAUACACAUUUCAUAGCGCAAAUGUAAAACAUUCGCCAAUAGACAUUUAGAAGGUUUUCUAUAAUAUAUCAUGUCCAGCUGAUAUAUCCAGAUGCUGGGUAAGCGAGGAAGAUUCCGACGGAGUUACUGUCUUCCUGCUGUAUUGUAGCCAAUCACAUUGCAACAUAGUAACCAGUAAUAUUAUAAUCAGACUCGCAGUAAGGUUAUUGUAGCAACAUGAAGCCUCAGUCAAAAACUAACACAGGGAUCAAAAGGGAGACUUCAAUGUCAGCCCAAGCUCGCCCCUCGAAAUCCGCUGGAGAGGGUGAGGUAUCGCUCUCUUUCCAGGACGAACUGGCGGCGACGAUCCACGGUGCGUUCGAAGUGGCUGUGGAAAUUGCCGUAUUAGAAGUCACUAAACUGGUAGGUCAAGCGCUUGGGGAUGUCCGCGAUCAGAUGCACGAAACCCUACGGGAAAACAAGUCUCUUAAACAACGCUUGCAAACAACCGAGCAAGAGUUGAAUGCUGCGCGUCAGUGUGGGGAAACGAGAGGUGUAAGUCCGCAGGGACAGUUCUCGACAAGUCCUCUCCACAACAACAACUUAGCAAAGACUCAAAAGCAGUCAAAGCACAACGAAUUAAAUAUAAAGUCCUCAUAUUCAUUGGACGAAUAUGGAUAUGAAAUUGUGGAGGCAGAGAUCAGUAGUGAACGACAGAAAGACCAUGGGUCUUUCAGUGAAAUCAGCGAGGAUGGUCGGGUGUGUUCCCAAGACCUACACCCAGCUACAAGAGGACAGUCUAUCCCUCAUCAUGACCUGCUUAAAGAAGUCGGGGAAGAGGCCUCCAGUUUGUGUAUGGACCACAAGGCAAGUGCAGAAAGCAUCAGUCAUAGUGGUCGAGAAACAACAUUUGGAGAUAAUGACCCAUCACCACUUCACGUAGUGGUCCAGAGCCUGGAGACGGAUCAAGUUAGAGUGAAGGAGGAGAACGGUUCUGGUUCCGGCUCUGGUUCUAGUUUUGACUCUGUGGUAAAAGAAGACUUUGGUCCUGAUAGUCUGUCUCUGGUUCAGUCCAAGAUGUUAGAGGAGUGGAAACCGGACCCUUUGGACUUACAGAUCUCUGACGCUCUGCUUCCUGGAACCAGCCGUAGUCUGUCUCACCCUCAUAUGGUCAACACAGAUGUUCCACAACUGACUGCCCCAACAGCCAGUGCCCUUCCAGCCUUCUCCUCCCAGUUCCCCAACAACCUCUUCCAACCAAGAGAGGCAGCAGCUCCCAUCAUCCCUGCUACCCCACCUCAGAUCUAUGGAGUCCAGAUCAGAACCAACCCUAAUCCCACCAUCCCCCACCCCAACCCUAAUCCCACCAUCCCCCACCCCAGCCACAUCUGCAAACUCUGUGGCCAGGGCUUCCACCAGCCCAGCGAGCUCCGUAGACACCACACCCAGGCCCACCCCAAGCGUCAGGUCUUCCCCCCUGGCCAGAGCCCUUACCACUGCAGCGAGUGUGACCGGGAUUUCAACCGUCUGGAGAACCUGAAGACUCACCUGAGAAUCCACACUGGAGAGAGGCCCUAUACCUGCUCGGUGUGCUCCAUGCGCUUUCGCCACUCGGGGGCGCUCACCAGGCAUUUCCGCAUACACACUGGGGAGAAGCCGUACGUCUGCGGUCAGUGCGGAAAGACAUUCCGGAACUGUGGGGGACUCCGGUUCCACCAGCGCUCCCAUAGUAGACAGGGACAGUGAUUUAGGGGGGGGGGGGACAGCUUUGUGGAUACAGCAGGGCAAGCUCAGUCACUACCUCCUUUGCCAUAAUGGUCCAGAACCCUUGGCACAGGCUGAAAGUCUUUACCAAACCCUCCCAGAUUUCAAGAUUAAAACAUAUUAAACUUGUCCAGGCCAUAAAGGGGAAAUCUGCAGUCACUACAAAUGUUUAUUGAUUUGUCAGUUAAUAAGGAUAUGUACCCAUUGAUUCUUGAAGAAUAUAACUUUUUGAACAUAGUUACCAUUUUCGUACACCUCAAAAUAUGAUCUUGUUUUACUCCGAUGUUUGUAAACAAAGUUAAUGUAAACAAACAAACAGUGACUACCAUUGAAACAUGGUUAAACCUUUAGUUUUGAUAUCAUGGACCACCUGCAUCCAUAGCUCUAUGAAUUUGAGAGUGGUUUCAUUUCUCCAGCCCCGUCCUUCAGCUCUUAAUGAAACAGUGGCGGGGAGUUCACUUUGUUAUUGUCUUAACUGCUGAUUGCUGCUUUAACACCAACCAGGUCUGUCAUUUCU
This is a messenger RNA of Oncorhynchus keta (chum salmon), 2585 nucleotides long. RefSeq names its product zinc finger and SCAN domain-containing protein 5B-like. The transcript has 3 exons. NCBI's taxonomy places the organism in Eukaryota, Metazoa, Chordata, Actinopteri, Salmoniformes, Salmonidae. Bases 542 to 2050 code for a protein of 502 amino acids. The record is from RefSeq and is a predicted model, not a curated record.